AAUUCUGAAAUUACCAUACAUUAUCUCUGGUUGAUUUACCUUUGCUUUUUUCAACACCGAGGAUGAAAUAUAGUAUCAGUAAAUAUUGAAAAAUAAUGAAUUUACUGAGAAUAAAAUGGUCCUUUCAUGCUUUUGAAACGGCUACAUUCUCCUUUUCCCCAAUAACUCUACUUGGGAUCAUAAAGAAUCUUACCACUUUUUGGAAAUUUGAAUCCACUUACCAGAAAGACCUUAGGUGUGGGUUGUAAUGUAGACUUGUGUUUUUUCUUAGCUUCACUCUCUGCUUUGCUCCCAUUGAGAUGGUUUAGUAGCUUAAAAUCUUCUUUCUAGUGAUCUAGGAAGUGAGUGUUUUCCUUUUUUCUUUGUUGAGAUUUUGAGUGGAAGACGAGGGCAAAAAUGUCCUCGAGCAGGGGGUCAGAUCAGUCACAGCUGAUGAGGCGGAUCACCCGAACGCAGACUGCUGGUAAUCUAGGAGAGACCGCUUUUGACAGUGAGGUGGUGCCAUCUUCUCUUAGCGAGAUUGCACCCAUUCUCCGUGUUGCCAAUGAGGUCGAAUCAAGCAACCCAAGGGUGGCUUACCUCUGCCGAUUCUAUGCAUUUGAGAAAGCUCACAGGUUGGAUCCCACUUCUAGUGGACGCGGUGUUCGCCAAUUUAAAACUGCACUCCUUCAGCGUCUUGAAAGAGAGAAUGAUCCAACUUUACAGGGAAGGGUUAAGAAAAGUGAUGCUCGUGAAAUGCAAAGUUUUUAUCAACACUAUUACAAAAAAUACAUCGAGGCCUUGACAAAUGCUGUUGAUAAGGCUGAUCGGGCACAACUCACUAAAGCAUACCAGACUGCGAAUGUUCUCUUCGAGGUUUUAAAGGCUGUCAAUUUGACACAAUCUAUUGAAGUUGACCGUGAGAUUCUGGAAGCUCAAGAUAAAGUUGCAGAACAAACACAGAUUUUGGUCCCCUACAACAUCCUUCCUCUUGAUCCUGAUAGUGCAAACCAGGCUAUUAUGCAAUACCCUGAGAUCCAAGCAGCUGUUUAUGCUUUUCGUAACACAAGGGGUCUUCCAUGGCCCAAUGAUCACAAGAGAAAGAAAGAUGAAGACAUCCUAGAUUGGCUUCAAGAAAUGUUUGGGUUUCAGAAAGAUAACGUGGCAAAUCAGAGGGAACAUUUGAUCUUAUUGCUUGCCAAUGUUCACAUAAGACAAUUUCCAAAGCCUGAUCAACAACCCAAGUUGGAUGACCAUGCACUGACAGAAGUGAUGAAGAAACUUUUUAAGAACUACAAAAAGUGGUGCAAGUACUUGGAUCGCAAAAGUAGUCUUUGGUUGCCCACCAUUCAGCAGGAAGUGCAACAGAGAAAAUUAUUAUACAUGGGUCUGUACCUUUUAAUAUGGGGUGAAGCUGCAAACUUGAGGUUCAUGCCAGAAUGCCUUUGCUACAUCUAUCAUCAUAUGGCAUUUGAACUUUAUGGUAUGCUGGCUGGAAAUGUCAGUCCACUAACUGGAGAAAACAUCCAGCCAGCCUAUGGAGGAGAGGAGGAAGCUUUUCUGCAGAAAGUUGUUACACCCAUCUAUGAAGUUAUUCGAAGGGAAGCUGAAAGGAGUAAACGAGGGAAAUCAAAGCAUUCACAAUGGAGAAAUUACGAUGAUUUAAAUGAAUACUUCUGGUCUGUUGAUUGCUUCCGAUUGGGUUGGCCAAUGCGUGUUGAUGCUGAUUUCUUUUGUCUGCCAAUUGAACAACUUAACGAAAAAAAUGGAGAUAAGAAGCCACAAGCUACUAGGGACCGAUGGGUGGGGAAAGUUAACUUUGUUGAGAUACGCUCAUUCUGGCAUGUUUUUAGAAGCUUUGAUCGAAUGUGGAGCUUUUUCAUUCUUUGCUUGCAGGUUAUGAUCAUUGUUGCUUGGAAUGGCAAUGGUCAACCAAGUUCCAUCUUUACAGGUGAUGUGUUCAAGAAAGUACUGUCAGUCUUUAUUACUGCUGCUAUAUUAAAGCUUGGCCAAGCUGUCCUUGAUGUAAUCCUUAGUUGGAAAGCACAGCAGAGCAUGUCAUUUCAUGUUAAGUUAAGAUACAUAUUGAAAGUUGUUUCAGCAGCUGCAUGGGUGAUUGUUCUGCCCGUUACUUAUGCUUAUACUUCAGACAAUCCUUCAGGAAUUGCGCGAACAAUCCAAAGCUGGUUUGGCAGUACCUCAAGUUCACCUUCCUUGUUCAUUUUAGCUGUUGUGAUUUACUUGUCACCAAAUAUGCUGGCUGCAAUAUUGUUUCUCUUUCCGUUUGUUCGUCGAUUCCUUGAAAGUUCACACUACAAGAUUGUGAUGCUUAUGAUGUGGUGGUCACAGCCUCGUCUCUAUGUUGGUAGGGGAAUGCAUGAGAGCACAUUUUCUCUCUUCAAGUAUACAAUGUUUUGGGUCCUACUUAUCAUCACUAAAUUGGCAUUCAGUUAUUAUAUUGAGAUAAAACCUUUAGUUGGUCCCACAAAAGCUAUUAUGUCUGUUCGGAUAAGGCAUUUCCAAUGGCAUGAAUUUUUCCCCCAAGCAAGGAACAACAUAGGCGUUGUGAUUGCUCUCUGGGCUCCAAUCAUUCUUGUCUAUUUUAUGGAUACCCAGAUUUGGUAUGCAAUAUUCUCUACAUUAUUUGGAGGCAUUUAUGGUGCAUUUCGACGCCUUGGAGAGAUUCGAACAUUAGGAAUGCUCCGGUCUCGUUUUGGAUCAUUGCCUGGUGCUUUUAAUGACUGCUUAAUUCCAGGGGAUAAGAGCGAGAAAAAGAAAAAAGGAUUUUGGCUUUUUUUCUCUCGCAGCUUUGGGCAGCCACUGUCUAAUAAAGAGAAAGAGGCUGCAAAAUUCGCUCAGUUGUGGAACAAAAUUAUCAGUAGUUUUCGGGAGGAGGAUCUUAUAAGCAACAAGGAGAUGAAUCUGUUGCUUGUUCCCUAUUGGGCAGAUCGUGAUUUAGAUCAAAUCCAGUGGCCACCUUUUUUGCUUGCUAGCAAGAUCCCAAUAGCGUUAGACAUGGCCAAGGACAGUGAUAGCAGGGAUAGAGAGCUGCAAAAGCGGAUUGAAGCUGAUCCUUACAUGUUUUGUGCAAUUCGUGAAUGUUAUGCUUCAUUCCGAAGCAUUAUUAGGUUUUUAGUUGAAGGGCAGCGUGAGAAAAGGGUUAUAGAUGACAUAUUUUUCAAAGUUGACAAACGAAUAGUAGAUGGUAGUCUAAUUAAGACUUACAAAAUGAGUGCCGUUCCUAGUCUCUGUGACCACAUUGUGAAGUUGAUAAAACUCUUGUUGGAAAAUAAGCAAGAUGAAAGGGGUCAAGUGGUACUUUGUUUCCAGGACAUGCUGGAGAUUGUGACAAAGGACAUAAUGGCAGAGGAAGAAUUCUCUAGCUUGGAACAUGGAGGGUCUGGGCAUGAUGGGAUGAAUCCAGAUCCACUUCAUCAAUUAUUUGAUACAAAAAAGUUAGAUCAAUUAUUUGCUUCAACUGGAGCUAUCAAAUUUCCAACUCCUGUUUCAGAAGCAUGGAGAGAAAAGAUCAACCGGCUCUAUUUAUUGCUUACCACAAAGGAAUCUGCAAUGGAUGUACCCUCUAAUAUAGAUGCUAGGAGGAGAAUUUCUUUCUUCUCAAAUUCUUUGUUUAUGGACAUGCCUGCUGCACCUAAAGUUCGCAAUAUGCUUUCUUUUUCUGUUUUAACUCCUUACUACACAGAAGAAGUUCUCUUCUCCUUGCAAGAAUUGGAAGAGCCAAAUGAAGAUGGUGUUUCCAUUCUGUUUUACUUGCAGAAAAUCUUUCCAGAUGAAUGGAAUAACUUUCUUGAAAGGGUGGAACGAAACAAUGAAGAAGAACUUAAAGAAUCUCCUGAAUUAGAAGAAAAACUUCGUCUCUGGGCAUCAUAUAGGGGGCAAACUUUAACAAGAACUGUUAGAGGUAUGAUGUACUAUCGAGAAGCAUUGGAGCUUCAGGCUUUCCUUGAUAUGGCCAGACAUGAAGAUUUGAUGGAAGGCUAUAAGGCCAUAGAACUAAAUACAGAGGAUAGUAAAGAGAACAGAUCACUGAAGGCACAGUGUGAAGCUGUAGCUGAUAUGAAAUUUAUGUAUGUGGUGUCUUGCCAACAAUAUGGCAUUCAGAAGCGAUCUGGUAGUGAGCGUGCACAGGACAUUCUGAGGCUUAUGACAAAAUACCCAUCACUCCGUGUAGCAUAUAUUGAUGAGAUUGAACAACGUAGUGAGGAUAGGUCGAAGAAGCUUAAUGGCAAGGUUAAUUAUUUCUCAGUUCUGGUGAGGGCUGUGCCAAAGUCCUUUGAUUCUUCAGAGCAAAAUCUAGACCAGGAAAUUUAUCGGAUAAAGCUUCCAGGACCUGCUAUCUUGGGUGAAGGAAAACCAGAAAACCAAAACCAUGCUAUCAUCUUCACACGAGGAGAAGGGUUGCAGACAAUAGACAUGAACCAGGAUAAUUACAUGGAAGAGGCCUUGAAAAUGAGGAACUUGUUGCAAGAAUUCCUCAAGAAGCAUGAUGGUGUGAGAUACCCUACAAUACUUGGGCUCAGAGAGCACAUAUUUACUGGAAGUGUUUCUUCUCUUGCGUGGUUUAUGUCAAAUCAGGAGACCAGUUUUGUUACUAUUGGUCAGCGACUGUUAGCCAACCCUCUAAAGGUUCGAUUCCAUUAUGGCCAUCCAGAUGUAUUUGAUAGGCUCUUUCACCUCACAAGAGGAGGUGUCAGUAAAGCAUCCAAAGUCAUUAAUUUGAGUGAAGAUAUUUUUGCUGGCUUCAAUUCUACACUUCGUGAAGGCAAUGUGACUCAUCAUGAAUAUAUACAAGUUGGGAAGGGAAGGGAUGUGGGUCUAAAUCAGAUAUCUAUGUUUGAAGCCAAAAUAGCUAAUGGCAAUGGUGAGCAGACAUUGAGUCGAGAUAUAUACCGGCUGGGACAUCGUUUUGACUUUUUCAGAAUGCUGUCUUGUUAUUUCACGACAGUUGGUUUUUAUUUCAGUACUCUGGUAACAGUGCUUACCGUCUAUGUGUUCCUUUAUGGGCGCCUCUAUCUUGUACUCAGUGGCCUUGAACAAGGAUUGAGAGAGGAACCAGCAAUUCGUGAUAAUAAGCCUCUUCAAGUGGCUCUUGCUUCUCAAUCUUUUGUUCAAAUUGGAUUUUUGAUGGCACUACCCAUGUUGAUGGAAAUUGGCUUGGAAAGGGGUUUCCAAACUGCAUUGAGUGAAUUUAUAUUAAUGCAAUUGCAACUGGCACCAGUAUUUUUCACAUUUUCUCUUGGAACAAAAACCCACUAUUAUGGAAGGACAUUGCUUCAUGGAGGUGCUAAGUACAGGCCUACAGGCCGAGGGUUUGUGGUGUUCCAUGCAAAGUUUGCUGAAAACUACCGGCUUUAUUCACGUAGCCAUUUUGUUAAGGGUAUUGAGAUGAUGAUCUUGCUUAUCGUGUACCAAAUCUGUGGUCAUACUUACAGAAGUACAGUUGCUUAUGUAUUGAUCACUGCAUCCUUGUGGUUUAUGGUGGGCACAUGGCUUUUUGCUCCCUUCCUAUUCAAUCCUUCUGGUUUUGAGUGGCAGAAGAUUGUUGAUGAUUGGACUGAUUGGAAUAAGUGGAUAAACAACCGAGGUGGUAUAGGUGUACCUUCAGAAAAAAGUUGGGAAUCGUGGUGGGAAGAGGAGCAAGAGCAUCUUCAAUAUUCUGGCAAGCGUGGUAUUAUUGCUGAGUUAUUGUUAGCUUUACGUUUCUUUAUCUACCAGUAUGGGCUUGUCUAUCACUUGCAUGUUACAAGGGGAACCAAAAGUUUUUUGGUUUAUGGUGCAUCAUGGCUUGUGAUUGUUCUAAUAUUGUUUGUAAUGAAGACUGUAUCUGUUGGAAGGCGAAAGUUCAGUGCAAGCUAUCAGCUUGUUUUCCGGCUUAUCAAGGGAUUAAUUUUCUUGACAUUUGUGUCCAUUCUGGUUAUUUUGGUAACACUUGCUCAUAUGACAAUUCAAGACAUUAUAGUGUGUAUUUUUAUCUUCAUGCCUACGGGUUGGGGAAUGCUUCUGAUUGCUCAAGCUUUGAGGCCUGUUGUAAAGAAAGCUGGUUUUUGGGGAUCAGUUCGAACACUUGCUCGUGGAUAUGAGAUUGUAAUGGGCUUGCUUCUUUUCACUCCAGUUGCAUUCCUUGCCUGGUUUCCAUUUGUCUCUGAGUUCCAGACUCGAAUGCUUUUCAACCAAGCAUUCAGCAGAGGUCUGCAGAUUUCUCGAAUUCUAGGUGGACACCGUAAAGAUCGUGCUUCUCGUCACAAGGAGUAAUAUACUAAGUGGCUGCAGGUUGUAAUUAUAUUGUUGUCGAUCCCUCACUUGAAUUCAAUCUUGAAAAUCUUGUCAAUUGUUGUAAUUAUAUUGUGGUUAUUGAUGCAAGGGGCUUGGCAAUUUUGGCAUUUUGAAUGGAACAGUCUUAUGAUAUGGGUGCCAAUGUAUUAUUCUGCAUACCUAUUACUUUUGUCGGCUAAACACUGCUGGGAAAUGGGAAUGGAUGUUAUGAAUUACUUUCUAAGGGCAGAGUCUUAGGCAAUUCAAUUUCCUUGCACCCUGCAUUAACAACUAAUGUGGAGAUUGAUUUUGUCAUACGUUACUCGUCUGAUAAUAGUAGUUGAUUAAUAUUUUGAUUUGUUA
Messenger RNA from Gossypium arboreum, 6615 nucleotides. RefSeq names its product callose synthase 3-like. Gene Ontology annotation, molecular function: 1,3-beta-D-glucan synthase activity. Gene Ontology annotation, biological process: (1->3)-beta-D-glucan biosynthetic process. The transcript has 44 exons. Gene Ontology annotation, cellular component: plasma membrane; 1,3-beta-D-glucan synthase complex. The coding region runs from base 397 to 6252 and encodes 1951 amino acids. NCBI's taxonomy places the organism in Eukaryota, Viridiplantae, Streptophyta, Magnoliopsida, Malvales, Malvaceae. The record is from RefSeq and is a predicted model, not a curated record.